Messenger RNA from Gilbertella persicaria, 866 nucleotides. Its product is annotated as cytochrome b-c1 complex subunit Rieske. The coding region runs from base 69 to 866 and encodes 265 amino acids. The record is from RefSeq and is a predicted model, not a curated record. Gene Ontology annotation, molecular function: quinol-cytochrome-c reductase activity; 2 iron, 2 sulfur cluster binding. Lineage: Eukaryota; Fungi; Mucoromycota; Mucoromycetes; Mucorales; Choanephoraceae. Gene Ontology annotation, biological process: mitochondrial electron transport, ubiquinol to cytochrome c. The transcript has 4 exons. Gene Ontology annotation, cellular component: membrane.
GUCCGCCCUCUUUUUCUUUUUUUUUUUUCAACCUAUUUUAUAAUCUCCCCACUCUCUUACUAGAUAAAAUGGCUUCAUUAUCACGCUCUUUUGCGUCUGCCAUCUCCAACCGCAGCUACACAAACGCACCUGCUAGUGCCAACGCUUUAAAGAGAAUCUUCCAUUAUGCCAGCACUUCUGACGACGAACACCAUGCCAGUACCAGCCAACCUUUGUUCAACAAUGCUACUAAGCAAAGAUCCUCUGGUGGUCUUGUUCAAAAGUCUAGCGUCAAUGUCAGCCCUAUCAACCAAUUCCAACUUCGUCGCAACCACACCACUUCUGUCCCUGACUUUUCUAAAUACAAAAAAGAAAAGAAUAGUGGUGAAGCCAGCCGUAACUUUGCUUACAUGAUGAUUGGUACAACUGGUUUGUUGUCUGCUGCUGGUGCUCAAGCCACUGUCAGUGAUUUCUUGGCUAACAUGUCUGCCUCUGCUGAUGUGUUGGCUUUGGCUAAGGCUGAAGUUGAUAUGGCUUCUAUUCCUGAAGGCAAGAAUGUCACUAUCAAGUGGAGAGGAAAGCCUGUCUUUAUUCGUCACCGUACUCAAGCUGAAAUUGCUGAAGCUAAUGAAGUCAACAUUACUGAAUUGCGUGAUCCUCAACAAGAUUCUGAAAGAGUCAAGGAUCCUAGCUGGCUUGUUAUGUUGGGUGUCUGUACACACUUGGGUUGUGUUCCUAUUGGUGAAGCUGGUGAUUUUGGUGGUUGGUACUGCCCUUGUCACGGUUCUCACUAUGACAUUUCUGGUCGUAUUCGUAAGGGCCCUGCUCCUCUUAACCUUGAAGUGCCUGAAUACAGCUUCUCUGAUGAUAAGCUCAUCAUUGGUUAG